GUUCGUGGGCGUGAGCAGGGCCUAGUCUAGACCAAACUCUCUCCACCACUUACACUACUCCGGGAGCUUUCAUUGAACGGCGCCGGACAACGUCCCAGUAAUGCUUGGGGUUCUCCCGUCAGCUUUUAUUCUCCCUUGCUCGAUACUCGGUUCACCUCUUCGGGGGCAUCACUCAUUUUGGAUUGUAUAUGUAUGUAGUUACCCUCAAAUCGAUGCUCAAGCGCCGCUUUGCCACCGUCGGAAGGUGGUACGACAGAAAUCCUUCAGCACAAUCGCCACAGCCAGCAGUGCGAAGGCCUUGUUGCAGCAUUUUUUAGGAUCGCUCAUAUUUUUGACCAAGUAUCACAUGACUGGGCCGUUGCUCAACAGUGGUUCAGUGCAAACCAUCAAUAUCGUGGGGUCCGAUCUUUAAGUUAUGGUCUAAUUCAAAAUUUAGGUUUGGAACAAAUAGUCGGUAUUCGACAUGGGUAGUCAAAUGUCCAAAACACCUUUUCUUUCGGCCAAACCGGGACUAGCGCGUUUACCGCAUUUACCGCAUUUACUUAGUCUUAGCUUAAUUAAUUCUUAGUUAUAUACUUUGAAUAAUUUUAAAUAAAUAAAGUUAAAA
Molecule: messenger RNA, 607 nt
Organism: Truncatella angustata
Lineage: Eukaryota; Fungi; Ascomycota; Sordariomycetes; Amphisphaeriales; Sporocadaceae
Exons: 1
Coding region: 101-412 (103 amino acids)
Source: RefSeq, a predicted model, not a curated record